Zophobas morio is the source of this 894-nucleotide messenger RNA. Its product is annotated as retinoblastoma-binding protein 5-like. The transcript has 9 exons. NCBI's taxonomy places the organism in Eukaryota, Metazoa, Arthropoda, Insecta, Coleoptera, Tenebrionidae. The record is from RefSeq and is a predicted model, not a curated record. Gene Ontology annotation, molecular function: protein binding. Gene Ontology annotation, cellular component: Set1C/COMPASS complex. Bases 1 to 894 code for a protein of 297 amino acids.
AUGCUUCAGGUGUGCAGUAAGGAGCAGCGGAGCAUAGAAAAGUUGGUCGCUGCUUUUAGCAUUGCCUCUUUGUUGUUUGUGGGGAAUGCCAACUCGUGUGUACUUGUGGCUAACUAUAGUCUUAAGCGCCUUGAGGUCCUUCGGUGUAUAAGACUUUCAGAUAAACCGUUCAUUGAAACCAAACAGAUUAGAUUUAACAAGAAAAGCAGUCUCGGAAUUUUUCUCUGCAGCGAUAAAGUGAUUCGUGUCUUCAAUGCUAAGACUUUUGAGAUUGUCCACAAGUUACGUUCACCCGUUGAUAGAACUUCCUGGAGGGACGCCAAUUUUUCCAGUGAUGGCCUGUUUGUAAUUGCGGGCUCGACUGAGCAAAACCAUGUCCUCUACUAUUGGGAGCUGGCUUUUGGCCACAACGUGUGGAAACUUUAUAGCGAUAAAGAUCGUCUCUGCAGCUUUGCUUGCCACCCUACGCGUAGUUGCGUAUUGGUGUCGUGCGGAUUAUCCGGGACUAUGUACGAGUGGGACGCCGAAUAUGCUGACCAUGCGCCUCUUGCAUGGACGGACUGGAGGUCAGGCCUCGUUGCUAAUGAGGAGUAUCUUGAGCGUGAGGACGAGUUUGAUUUGAACAAAAAGGGAGAGCGAAUGUGUGAGUUUCGCAUGAAGGAGCUGUUUGAAAGUACUCUUGACGAAAAAACGAUAGACGUGGAGAAUACAGAAACAACUGCUCAGUUCUUCUUUCCAGUCGUACACGUUAUCCCCGAAAAGGAAGGUUCUUCCGGGCCUGCUGUACACACUAACAAGUUUUCGUGGCUUUCUUUACUUAAUAAUCGAAAUAAGUACACUGUUGCCGGAAAACUUUUUCUUUGGAAGAAAAAAAAUACUUUGACUAGUUCCUAG